Molecule: messenger RNA, 189 nt
Organism: Sclerotinia sclerotiorum 1980 UF-70
Lineage: Eukaryota; Fungi; Ascomycota; Leotiomycetes; Helotiales; Sclerotiniaceae
Exons: 2
Coding region: 1-189 (62 amino acids)
Source: RefSeq, a predicted model, not a curated record
AUGAAAGGUUCUCCAAUUUCGUUUUCGACACGAAAGACGGGGUUUUAUUUUGGUAUGGGUAUGGGACCUCUGGACAUAUGUGCUGCUAUAUCCGACGCAUGCGAUAUGCAUGCAAUAAUAUGUAUAGAUAUCAAUACUUUAGUGGAGAAGGGAGAUGAUUUCUGGGAAAAGAAGAUUUCGAGAGAAUAG